Molecule: messenger RNA, 1315 nt
Organism: Pneumocystis carinii B80
Lineage: Eukaryota; Fungi; Ascomycota; Pneumocystomycetes; Pneumocystales; Pneumocystaceae
Exons: 5
Coding region: 5-1273 (422 amino acids)
Biological process (GO): rRNA processing; ribosomal large subunit assembly
Cellular component (GO): nucleolus
Molecular function (GO): 5S rRNA binding
Source: RefSeq, a predicted model, not a curated record
AGUCAUGUUAAUAAUCAAUUUCGAUAUCAAAUUAAAAAAAAUGUCUUCAGAAUCUUUACAAUCUUUCAGAAAAGAGGAUAAAAGUUUGGUUAAUAAUACAGAUCAUAUACAUUUGAAACAAGGAUUAGAAAUAUUACAUGAAAAAAUAAAUGAUGAUAUAUUUUCAAAAAUUCCUGAUGAAGAACUUUUUUCUGUUGAUUUUAAAGGCUAUAUUAGUGCUAAUGGAGAAAGGGAGAGUGCCAAGUGUUUAGAAAAUGAUGAAAAUUUAUCGUAUAAAUCAUCUAUUUCUUUUUUAUCAAAUUUUUCUGAAAAAGAUGUUAAAAAUGUUACAAAUAAAUCGAAAUCUAAGAAACAGAUAUGGAGAAAUAUGUUAAAUUCUAAAGAAAUUUGUUUAGGAAAAAUUAAUCGGAAAUUUAACUAUAAUUUAUUGAAUAAUAUCAAUUUUUCAGGUCAAAUAUCAUCUAACGAUUCAAAGCUUUAUGAUAUAUGGAAAAAAGACAAUAAUUCUCAAAAGUUAUCAUUAGCUAGUUCUUCUCUUGGACAAAAAUUUCCAAAAAUGCCUUCUACUUUGCAGCAUAAAUCACUUUUUAUAUCAAAUAAUAUUCCUAAUGUAGAAGUAGCUAAUGCGGGGAUGUCAUAUAAUCCUUUGUUUGAAGAAUAUAAGAAGUUGAUAAAUGAGGAAUCUGCUAAGGAGCUUUUAAGAGAAAUAAAAAAUGAUCAAGAAAGAAGGAAAAAAUCAUUUAAUGUUUCUAAGCAAGAUUCUAUAAAGGAUAAAGAUCCCGAAAGCCUAUCCGAGGAUAACAGUUCCACUGAAGAUAUUAAUCAUUGUCUUAUUAGUAAAAAGUCACUAAAAAAAACAAGAAAGCAAAGAAAAAAAGAGAUGAGGAAAAAAAGAGAAAUUUUUGAAUAUAAUGAGAAAAGACGGCAGAAGAUGCAAAUAAGAGAUCUGAAUUCUAUAAAUAAAAUUAUAAAAUUAAUAGAAGAGAAGGCAUAUAGUCAAAAACUAGCUAAUAUUAGUAAUCCUAUACGUGAAGCUACGUCUAGAAGGAAGCUCAGAAGACACAGUGCAGUUGUACGUCCAUUAGAAAUCCAAUUAUCCGAUGAACUCAGUGAUUCUUUUCGAUUGUUUAAGCCUGAAGGUAAUAUAUUUAUAGAUCGGUUUAUAAGUUUGCAAGAAAGAGGACUUAUAGAAACAAGAUGUCCUGUGAUUUCUUACAGAAAAUAUCCCAGACGCUAUGUGGAAAAGUGGAGUUAUAAGAAAUUUAAAUUAUGAUAUAUUUGUGAUUAAUAAUUAUUAUUUUAAAUAAUAUAUUUU